UUAUAAACCCCGCUCCAUUCUUCCCAGUUUCACAAACUUUUCUUCUCCUUCAACAUUCUCUCUUAAUUUUGCAGAGAAAAGUCCCUCAAAUGCCAAUUCCACUAUCCCUCUUUCUCCUUAUAUGGCCUCUCCUUCAGGCUCCCAUCUUCAUUUUCUCGUCCCCUGUUCAAGACUCCGACCAAGCCGCCCAACUAGUCGAUGAGAGCAUCAUGAAUGCUACAAUGGCUAGGAGGGGCUUGGGAUUUCUCUCCUGCGGAACCGGAAACCCCAUCGAUGACUGCUGGCGAUGUGACCCUCAUUGGGAGAAGAACCGUCGGAGGCUAGCUGAUUGCGCCAUUGGGUUCGGUAAGAAUGCCAUCGGUGGCAGGGAUGGGAAAAUAUACGUAGUCAUGGACCCUAGUGACCGUGACCCCAUCAACCCCAAACCCGGGACUAUUAGGCAUGCUGCUAUCCAAACCGAACCCUUAUGGAUCGUUUUUGCGCAUGACAUGGUUAUUAAAUUGAAGCAAGAAUUGCUAAUGAGCUCAUACAAGACCAUCGAUGGUCGAGGCGCCAACGUUCACAUCGCCGGUGGUCCGUGCAUUACUGUACAAUCCGUGAGCAACAUCAUAAUCCACGGUAUUAACAUACGCGGUUGCAAGAGAGGAGGGAAUGCUUAUGUGAGAGACUCUCCUAACCAUUAUGGUUGGAGGAUAAUAUCAGACGGUGAUGCUGUGCUGAUAUCCAGAAGCAGCCACAUUUGGGUCGACCAUUGCUCGUUGUCGAAUAGUACAAACGGGCUGGUCAAUGCCAUCCAAGGAUCCACGGCCAUCACCAUUUCCAGCAAUUACAUGACUCAUCAUAACAAGGUAGUGCUCUUGGGCCACGGCGACUCUUACGAGCAGGACAAUAACAUGCAAGUCACCAUUGCCUUCAAUCACUUUGGAGAAGGACUUGUCCAAGGAAUGCCUAGAUGCAGGCAUGGAUAUUUUCAUGUUGUGAACAAUGAUUACACGCACUGGGAAAUGUACGCGAUUGGUGGGAGUGCUAAUCCGACAAUCAACAGUGAGGGGAAUAGGUUUCUUGCACCGGAUAAUUCAAACAACAAAGAGGUGACUAAACGCAUAGAUGCGUCGGAGAAUGGAUGGAGGUCAUGGAAUUGGAGGUCAGAGGGGGAUUUGAUGUUGAAUGGAGCAUUCUUCAGGGCAUCAGGCAAAGGGACCUCUUCGAGUUACGCCAAGGCAUCGAGCCUGAGUGCGAGGCCAUCGUCAAUAGUGAGCGAGCUCACUGGAGAUGCCGGUGUACUCGUCUGCAAGAAGGGGUCGCGUUGCUAGGCAUUGGGGGAGUAAUGGUCGGGUAACAGUGGAAUGAAGUACAAAAAUAAGGUGAAAUUUGUGACAAAAAUAAAACAGGAUUUAUUUUAUGUUUGUGUAAGUUGGGUCAGUGUUGAUAUUUUGAAUUGAAGCAGUGA
Molecule: messenger RNA, 1450 nt
Organism: Hibiscus syriacus
Lineage: Eukaryota; Viridiplantae; Streptophyta; Magnoliopsida; Malvales; Malvaceae
Product: probable pectate lyase 5
Exons: 3
Coding region: 90-1313 (407 amino acids)
Molecular function (GO): pectate lyase activity
Source: RefSeq, a predicted model, not a curated record